AUGUCUCCUCAUCGGUCACCAUCACAAUCUGUCGAUGGUAUCAGCCCCGCCACCAACAAUGUCGUUGGUGAUGAUAGCUCGCCGAGAACUAGCUUCGGAGAAAACAGCGAAGAAGAUCCCAUUACUGAACCGCCUUAUUCCGCCCUGAUCUAUGACGCCUUAAAAGAUGCUCCCCAAAGGAAGUUGACCCUCAAAGACGUCUAUGGAUGGUUUCAACGCAAUACCAACAAGGACAGGGAUCCAAAUUCGAAAGGUUGGCAGAACAGCAUCCGCCACAAUCUGUCUAUGAAUGCAGGGUUCGAGGCCAUCAAGGGUGAAGACAAAGACAAUAAACCAGUCAAUUACUGGCGUCUUACAGAUGAAGCGUAUCAAGAUGGCAUUCAAUCGACGACCCGAUAUCGCAAGGCCAACCAUCGCAAGGGGAACAGUUCAGACCACACAGCCCGCGAGCGUCGCCGCUCUGGGUCCAAAGGUGGAAAGGCAGCGAAAAAUGCGGCUAGGAUGCGCAAUAGUCCGCAUUACGAGCAGUUUAGGGACCAGAAGUACGAGCAUUCGACGCUACAUACACCCCGCUCGCUGGGUCAGCCUCAUCGGCAACAGCUACGCCCCCCAAUUCGCGCUCCGCAAAUCAAUGCUAGCAUUUCGCCCUACCAGAUGACUCUAGGGCCGACCCCGUCCGGACUUCCUAGCACGAACUCAUCUCAAAACCACGCUCCCGAUGAUGUGAUCAGCUGCACAACCCCUCCUCCCGGAAACUAUCCUGUAUUUUAUGGCACUGGAGGAUUGGAAUCUUUAGUCUUGGGCAUGGGCCAAGUGGGCUAUCAUGGACCGGUCUACACCCACCAUGGACUUCGUAUUAGCCCCGAUACUACAAGUGAUCUCCAAUUUGUGCGAGGAUAA
Messenger RNA from Penicillium waksmanii, 900 nucleotides. RefSeq lists its product as uncharacterized. Gene Ontology annotation, molecular function: DNA-binding transcription factor activity, RNA polymerase II-specific; RNA polymerase II cis-regulatory region sequence-specific DNA binding. The record is from RefSeq and is a predicted model, not a curated record. NCBI's taxonomy places the organism in Eukaryota, Fungi, Ascomycota, Eurotiomycetes, Eurotiales, Aspergillaceae. Gene Ontology annotation, biological process: regulation of transcription by RNA polymerase II. Bases 1 to 900 code for a protein of 299 amino acids. The transcript is spliced from 2 exons.